AUGCUCACUCGACGACGUUUUCCGCCUUUCCCACCCUCAACAGGCUCAUUUGCUGACCACUUUCCUUGUCCCGUGAGGCUGCCCUACACCACCUUCUGUCCGACAUCGGCCCAUCUGCCCGACCAGACGGUACAGGUGUGCUCGGUCUAUCGGCCCUCUUCGGAUUCGCCGCAGUCGAGUUCGAGUCUCGUCUCACCUGGCCCGCCCGUUAAGCUGGCCAAGCGUUCACGACGGCGAAGACCGAACGUCUACGAGGCCGAACCGACAACGGCGACGAUGACAGCGGAAGGCGACGCGAACGGCGAAACGCGCAGACGCAGACGUGGUCCACAGCGAAGGCGUGUCUCGACCGGUUUGAUGUUCUCGGCGGGACAGUCGAUCUAUCAUCAGUCAGCGGAUCAGGUCACGUUUGAUCGUCUUCAGAAUGGGAUCACCGAACUCAUCUCCUCCUCCUCCUCCUCCUCCUCUUCGUCGUCGUCAUCGUCGUCGUCGUCGUCAUCGUCGUCGUCGUCGUCGUCGUUCGCCCUCGGUACCGGCCACUUCGACUGGACGGCAACCAGCCGAUCCAUCUGGUCGGAUCACUUCGAGGCGAGCCAUCGGCCACAUGGACACGCCUAUGACGUGUUUUCGCCUCAGUGUACGUUGACCUUUUGCAGUCUCAUUUGGUAA
Molecule: messenger RNA, 669 nt
Organism: Protopolystoma xenopodis
Lineage: Eukaryota; Metazoa; Platyhelminthes; Monogenea; Polystomatidea; Polystomatidae
Source: the annotation of a GenBank genome assembly